CACGCCACUCACGCCGGCUCCGUUCCACCGCGAAUGUGAGCGGGAACACCCACCCAGCCAGCCGCUCAUGCUCCGCUCGGGGAGAUGGAGGUGCGUCGUUCCCGCUGUUGCCGCUGUUACUAGACACGGCCGCUCCGGUCACACCUGACCGCUCCCGUGUUUAGCGGACCUGGGGGGCUUUUGCGGAGCGCCGCACUCAGACAGGGCGCGUCGGGGCCGCCUGGCUCUUGCUCUUCCGGGAGCUCUCGGCUCGUAACACACUCGGCUUUGGCGAACCGCCCUCCUCUCUCCUCCUGUCCUGGGGGUGCUUCGCAUGGGGGGCAAGCAGAGCACGGCGGGGCGGCCCCGGGGACCCUUUCCCGGCGUGUCCACGGAUGACAGCGCGGUGCCGCCCUCGGCCCACUUCGGCCAUUACCGCCCGGGCGGCGCUAUGGGACUGCGGAGCCGCUCGGUGAGCUCCGUGGCGGGGAUGGGCAUCGACCACAGCGCAGCCGUGCCGUUCGGAUUCUACACCGCCCGGGGCACGGGCGACUCGGACAGAGCCGGAGGGGGUUCGGGCUCGGAUGCGGCUCACGGAAACGGUUUCCAGGAGAGCGGGGGCGGCCACCACACGGACGGCGUGCUGUACCUGGGAUCCCGCGGCUCGCUGGCCGACACGCUGCCGCUGCACAUCGCUCCGCGCUGGUUCAGCGCACACAGCGGUUUCAAGUGUCCUGUGUGCUCCAAGUCCAUCGCCUCCAACGAGAUGGAGGUACACUUCAUUAUGUGUCUGAGCAAGCCUCGUCUCUCCUACAAUGAUGACGUUCUGGCCAGGGAUGCGGGCGAGUGUGUGAUCUGCCUGGAGGAGCUGCAACAAGGAGACACCAUUGCCAGACUGCCGUGCCUCUGCAUCUAUCACAAAAGCUGUAUAGAUUCCUGGUUUGAAAUUAAUCGAUCCUGCCCUGAACACCCUUCUGACUGAUCCCAAGCGGACUCUAUAUAGGGCACUUUUCAAACCUAGCCUGGAUAUCUGGACACUGAAAUAACCAAAAAGAAUUAAAGAAAACCAACAACCAAUAAAUUGA
Molecule: messenger RNA, 1064 nt
Organism: Scleropages formosus (Asian bonytongue)
Lineage: Eukaryota; Metazoa; Chordata; Actinopteri; Osteoglossiformes; Osteoglossidae
Gene: znrf1
Product: zinc and ring finger 1
Exons: 5
Coding region: 314-961 (215 amino acids)
Biological process (GO): protein K48-linked ubiquitination; proteasome-mediated ubiquitin-dependent protein catabolic process
Cellular component (GO): cytoplasm; intracellular membrane-bounded organelle; membrane
Molecular function (GO): ubiquitin protein ligase activity
Source: RefSeq, a predicted model, not a curated record